Molecule: messenger RNA, 2166 nt
Organism: Ascochyta rabiei
Lineage: Eukaryota; Fungi; Ascomycota; Dothideomycetes; Pleosporales; Didymellaceae
Exons: 1
Coding region: 1-2166 (721 amino acids)
Source: RefSeq, a predicted model, not a curated record
AUGGGUCCUGAGCAGCCUCUCCCACUUCCGGCCGAGUUCGACAAUGUCGACGAAUAUGUUGAAUCACUGUUAAAGUUCAGCACUUCCUCAUGGCUUCUUCAGACUCUGUGUGGAGGUGUCCACGUCCUAGAUUUCUACACACGCACGCCUGAUCUAUACUCAACUAUUCUACCAGAAUCUUGGAGAGAUUGGUUCAAGACCCGAGAUAUCAUGGACGUCCUUGACUUGCUCAUGCGAGAGGAUUUGAGCCAAUUCAACCAUGGAACACCUAACUGGCGAGAUGGCCCAAACCCCCCUGAAGAUCUCCUGCGGUACAUUAAAGAUGUUCGAAGACAUCUGCUGGCACGCGAGUUUCCUCGACCAGGCUCCGAAUCACGGCCCGAGAAAGCAUCGUUAGCACGGCAUAUCACCAUGGGCAUGAAAGUCAAGAAAGUGCACGAAGUUGACAACUUUGCACGCUACCUUGACAGGUUGACUUCAGAAGUCGCCUCCUCUGGCAAAGAGCCCAUCACGCAUCUUGUAGACUUUGGUUCUGGACAGAAUUAUCUUGGCCGCGCGCUCGCUGCCCAACCUUACUCCAAGCACAUUGUUGCUGUUGAGAGUAGACCACACAAUAUCGAAGGCGCGAAAAACAUGGAUGUCCUUGCCAAACUAGUGGAAAAGCCUCUUGUGAUGAGGAACAAGAAGGAGUAUCGAGCAUUGACAGGCAAGGGAAAGAAGAAGAAGAAAACCAACGACCCCCAAGUCAUCGGUUCUUCAGAUACCAACAAAAAGGACUCGGCCUUAGAAAAAGAUCAUGCCAAUAGCCUGGAGCCGAAUGUCAUUGAAGUUCCUUCAAUACCUGUCGCUGUUAGAGAAGUAUCAUCUUUGCCUACACAGACUGCGGGUGGUGCAGAAUGCGAUGACGAUGGCUGCACUGUCGAGCACGCGCCGCCGCCAGGACAGAAGAAAACUUCAGAUGUUGAAGUUGUGCACAACGACUCCAAGGGUAGCUUUGUUAAGGCUUCGAAGGCCAACACGACCAACCUUCAGAUAUACUCAGAGGGCCAUGGUAGUGUACAGUAUGUGGAGCACAUCAUCCAGGAUGGCGACCUCCGCCCCGUCAUCGACCAAGUUCUCGACCCCUCGCACAUACCAGAAGACAAAGUCACCACUACUUCCGCAACUACCGAAGUGCCAUCAGACCUCACGACAGUGCCGAAACCAAAGAAUGUCAAUGCCAUGGUCAUGUCGUUGCAUUCGUGUGGAAACCUUGUGCAUUACGGGCUCCGCUCUCUCCUCCUCAGUCCAAACAUCUCGUCAGUGGCCAUGGUAGGCUGCUGUUACAAUCUCCUAACCGAACGUCUCGGCCCUCCCACAUACAAACUCCCCACCUUGCGUCCAAACCACCCACGUCUCGAGGCUACAGCAAACGCGUUCGAUCCCCAGGGUUUCCCUAUGUCUGAGAAGCUCGUCAACUACCCUAUUUCCAGGCCCCCGCAGCUCGACGCUUCAUCCCCCGAUGCAUCUUUCGAGCCUUCCGGCGCCAAAGGUCUCCGCCUCAACAUCACCGCACGCAUGAUGGCUGUGCAAGCGCCCUUCAACUGGGGCCGUGCAGACAGCGAGACCUUCUUCAGCCGGCACUUCUUCCGUGCGCUGCUCCAACGGAUUUUCCUUGACCGCGGCAUCGUAUCUGCGCCCGUAGAUGCAUCCAACUUCCCCGGCCCUGUCUCGGCGAACGGGCACACGAGCCACGUCAACUGGACACCGCCGAACGGGCGCGGACCGGGCCUGAGCUCAGACGGCACUUCGACUCCGCUGACGAUUGGCACGCUGCGAAAGUUCGCAUACGGCGAUUUCGUUAGCUAUGUCCGGGCCGCCGAGGCUAAGCUCGUAGCUCCAAACUCGUUUUGCGAGGUGGAUCCCGAGUUUAUCAAAGGGAAGAUGGAGGGCUUGACGGACGAUGACAUUCGAGACUAUGAGGUGCGCUAUGCAGAGCGCAAGAAGGAGCUGAGUGUCAUGUGGAGCUUGAUGGCGUUCAGCGCGGGCGUGGUCGAGGCUGUCAUUGUGACAGAUCGAUGGCUGUGGUUGAAGGAGCAGGACGAAGUCGAGCACGCAUGGGUAGAGCCCGUGUUCGAGUACAAGCAGAGUCCGAGGAAUCUUGUUGUCGUUGGCAUUAAGAAGUAG